AUUUCACUUAAAGCAGACUAGAAUCUUCUUUGAACAAGCGAAAGAAGUCAUAUACACCUUACCACUAAACUAGAUUUGUUUGGUUAAGGUACACACCACUUCCAAUUGAAAAAGAAGUUCCCUUCUUAAACUUGUAGGAAAUAACGUAUGUAAGUCCAGCACUCUCUUCAUUCUAUCUGUUAGUCUAGUUGGUAGCAAUCUAAGGAUUUUCAGCUCUUCAAAGGUAGGUUAAUCAGUCUAUCCCCAUUCCCGUAUCGGCUAAGGCUUCCCUUUCUUCCUUGCGUCGAUUAGGGUCCCUGCCCUCCAUUCUCUCUCAGCUUCCUCUGCUUGCUUUCAUGUAGUUUCUUUUUUCGUAGGUAAAUUCGUUUCUUCCGGCUAGACUUUCUUCUUGACUUUUCUCUAUUCGUUGAGGUACUUUUCACUCUUUUUAGGAUGAAAGAAGUCCUUCUUUCCAGUCCGCUAGCAGUCCAUACCUAACAGUCUUCGAAGCCGUAUCAGGGCCAAUUCCCUUUCUUUGAGAUUAAGACUCUGGUGAGAGGGAGCCCCAUUCCCGAUCGUCUUUAUCGGAGAAGCCUUUGAGAAAUUGUCCUAUUUCCUUACCUGCUGUCCGGGGUCAAUUCCUUUGUAUCGAGGGGCUUUCCUUCCUAGGUCUAUUCCUUCUCUCCACUUAUUCGGUAUGUCCGCCCAGUCGUCAAAGCUUUUCCUUUCCUUUUAACUAAGCCUUCCCGCUCUACUGGAAACUAUCCUCUAUCAGAAAGUCUCGUAAUCAACUUUCUUUUUUUUUACUUGAUCAAUCGGAAAGAAGAAGGCAGAGGUAAACUCCCCAACUCGAUCAAUGGGUGCUCAUUGGUCUUCUUGAAACUCCCCAACUGCCGCAGCUUUCGAUUGGGGGAGCCUCGAGCAUCCAGUAUAUGACAUUAAGGAGUAUUCCUCCAUGGAGUAGUCCACUCAUAGAACAAGCAUGUAAGCGAAGCAAGAAAAAGGCUUUCCAUUUUUCAGAUCUCUCAUCUGGUCAACAGUACACAUUCUUUUAUUCAACAAAUACAUCCCAUGCCUGGAACGAGUUCAAGGAGGAGGGGGGUCAGGGGGGGCACAUGAAGGAGCUGCACGUAAAUCCGGUUGCUUGUUCGGUGUGGUACCAAAUCAAUAUCUCCUUUCUCUAGUUGGUCAAGGGUACACACUUCUCUUUUUCUAAUUUAUGUAUUCCAUUCCCGGUGAUCCUGUCCCGCUAAACACAAAUCUUUCUUUUCAUUUUAUUUCGUUAAUUCUUGAUAUUGAUAAGAACUAAGAAGUAAAGUUUCAUUCAAAUUAAUCACUUUGACUAACAGUUUUUACAUAUAUUAUAAGUAAAAAAGCAGUAGGAACUAGAAUGAACAGUGCAGUAGCAAUAAAUGCGAGAAUAUUUACUUCCAUAAUCUCAUCGUUUCGUUUUUCUUUACUUCACAAUAAUUCGGGAUUUAAUCCCAUAAGAGAUGAUAAAUCUUUCGCCUCUAAAUUCAAUGGGAUGAAUUCCAUCUCGAUGAUAUCGAAUCAGAUCAAUAUCAUGAAUAAAAAUAUCUGAACUCUCAAAUCGUCGAGAAUUGAAUAGUAGUGGAGGAAAGGAGGAAAGCAGCUUCAAAAGGGCAAGAGUUUUUGCUGAUAGACGAUUCCUGAUCUUGGAAAGAACAUCUUCAAACAUGUGUUUUGUAACUCUACCUGUAACAAGAUGGACUCCCAAAUAUUUCCCCAGGGUAAAAGCUAUGUUUAACUGAGGCGUCUCUUCGGCGAGAUAAAAGCCUUUGCUUUUUGGACAUUAAUACCCGAGUAACGACAAAAAUCAUUCAACGUAACAUUGAUAACUCUAGCCUGAGCCACUGUAGCUUCCGAGAAAAGGAUAACAUCAUCAGCAAAAAAGAGGUGUGAGAGCGCAGGUCCAGUAGGAGAGGUCUUCACAGGUUUCCAUUUUCAUUACGAUUAACCUUCCUCUCAAUUAAAAGAGAGAGCUUCCCCAUACAUAAGACAAAUAAGGAGAUAAUGGAUCACCCUGUCGGAGACCCCGUUUAGGCUGAAAGGAGGAAAGCCUUUGACCAUUCCACACAAUAGAUAAAGAGGACUGGGAAACACAAUUCAUAAUGAGCUCUACGCAUUUAUCCGGAAAGCCAAAAUCUCGGGGAGUAUUAGUGAGUCCAAUCUACUCUGUCAUACGCCUUAGCAAGAUCCAUUUUUAUAGUCAUACCUCCUUGUCUAGAAGAAGUGCGACGGAUCGAAUAAAGUAAUUCCUGAGCAAUGAUGACAUUAUCAGAAGCCAGGGAUGAAACUAGCCUGAACGGGACUAACAAUCUCAUCAAGGUCUUAAAUUAAACGGUUCAUGGUGAGAAUUUUAUAAGCCACAUUACAUAAGCUGAUAGGACGAAAAUGAGCUGCUGUAGUGGGGUGAGUUUCUUUCGGAAUAAGAACAAUAAGAGUAUUCUCCAAUUCUAUAGGAAAGGUCCCUGACUCAAAUGCAGAACAUACAAGAUCGAAAAUUGUGUCACCUACAAUAUCCCAAUAUUUUUGGAAAAAGACGGGUUGGAGCCCAUCCGGUUCAGGGGCUUUAUACGGUUUCAUUGCCUGAAUAGCAGCAUAAACUUCUUACUUUGAGACAGGAGCAAUAAGCAAAUCAGCUUGAGCACUAGAAAUACAAGGAUGGUUAUCAAGAGGAGGGUGAUGAGCAGGAAUAGACUCCACUGAACAGAAAAGAGAUUGAAAAUGCCUGAAAAUUUAUCCUUUAACAAUAUCAUCAUCAGAACCCCAUUCCCCAUUCUCAAGUCUCAAUCUUUGAAUUCUGUUUCUCUGCCUUCUGCACACCGUAGUCGCAUGAAAAAAUCGAGUUCCUUUGUCUCCAAGAAGGGCACCGUUUGGUCUAGAAGCAAAAACAUAAGAAGAGUGGAUAAGAAGAAGAAAAAGAAGAAACCGGGCUAAGAAGAGAAAGGGGAAGUUCUUCCGAUAACGGGAUUGAGAGCGCUGUGAGAGCGCAAGAGCUGUGUGAUAGGCAAAGGACUCCACCAAGAGAGGAUUGGAGGAAAGUAACCUACAACCUACCAUUCGGAUUGGCAAUAGAGCACGCUUUCAGCCUAGUAGACAACUAAGCAGGAGGAAGGGGAAGUCUUACAAGCAACCUAAUUCCUAUGUUAUAGCCUUCGUUCCCUGGUCUAUCGGUGUGCUCCGACAGUGACGAGUUCGAGGAGUGAACCCGAGAUAUCUGGUUCAGAAGGUUGCCAAUGGGGCUAGUGGCGUCCCCGCCCCGCCUCAUGAAAGGGAAGCGAUAUCAUUUGGUCGACCAGUCAAUAAGAGGGAAAGCACGAACUAGGAUCGACCUGCAUGUGAGGCAGCGAGUGAGAUCCCGAAGAGUUCCGAAAAAGGGUUAGGAGAGUUUGAAGAUCUAGAGCGAAGCGAAAGGCCAACCCCGCGGGAAGGAAGUCAGAAGAGAAGGAAGAGACUUUUUACAAAUUACAAAGAUGAAGACCUAGAGCUAGAGCUUGUUGAGAAAGUCGCUUUAAAGAUGGUCACCCUUUCCUAUGGGAAGUAAGGAAGUUUCAAGCGAUAGCAAAGGCCUUACCUUAGGGAAUAGGAUCUCUUUCUACGUUUACUGAUGCGUCUUCGGAUGCUUUUGCAAGAGCGUUUGCUUUAGCGUCUGCGGCUCGUAAACCGAGUGCUUCAGCUUCGUGGGAUUUGGAUAAGCGCCUGUACACUGUCCUAGGUUGGGUGUGCCAUCAAAGGAGAGCCCUUGGGUAUAGUAUCGUAAUUUUGGUUGUCACCCUCAUAAACCCGCUUUCUCCACUUGAAGUGGUUGACUGGGAAAAGACCAACAACGGAACUCCUUGUUUGUUGUGUUCUCGCAGGGGAAAAUUUAUUAUACUUCAUACCGAAACAAAAGACAAUAAGAGGCUGGUGAAGGGGUGGCUGGUCCGAUCUGGGAAUAGUCCCAACCCUUCCUUUCAAAGGGUUUCCAAGCAAGUCUGUAGAGGCCAGGGAAUCAGAUUCAAAUGAUGGACAAAGUCAAUGCUUUGUCUUUAUCUUCUUUUUGACGAGACAACGGGAUUUAAGCUUCAAAACCUGCGUUUGGGGUCCCGAUAAGGUAAUCACCUAUAAAUUCUUCUAAUCGUGAGAUUCUUUUAGCUGAGAUCUCAGUCUAUCUUUGCAUCUCUUGAGUAUGUAAGGGCUAAUGGAGUGAGUUCAUUGAUGUAGAGAAGAUGGGAGAAAUUCGGUAGAAGGCAAAAAAAUAGAAAGAUCUUCUUACCAGGAGUCAGAUUCAAGUGAUCCAAAGACUAGGGAAUGCCCGUCCUUAGUAGGAUUUCCAGUAGUCGGUUUUAGGUUGGGGUGCUAAUAGUAGCAUAGUUGCUUAGUCACCUUCCUCUUACGUAUUACUAUCUAGGGGCUUUUAAGCUGGUGUCUUUACUUAUGUCAUUAGCAAGGUGUAAACUACUCGCUUGGUCGCUGAAAGCCCUUCCCUUCGAAGGAAAUGUACCUGUCCUAGCAAUCUCUGCAGCUCCUUCUUUUUCUUGCUGCUUGGGCCUUAGCCUUGAGUCAUUCCGCUAUCAUUCGAAAUGGUCUAUGUCGUAGAAGGUGAAAUCUCAUAGGCAGAUGUAGUCUGGUAAUCCAGAAGUGAUGCAUUUCUUUAUGAGGGAAACUGGCCCAUAGCCCUCUUCUUUUUAUUUUCAGCGAACCGCGCCCCAUUCUCACUGCCACAAGGCCCAGAGCCCAUUAUUCUAAAUCUAAAGCAGCCUAGCCAAGGCAGGCUUUCGAGCAGGCAGGACAGAUGCCGAUUCUACCUCUGCCAACUUCCUAUUUCUAGCAGGAUUUUCUCCAUCAACAUCCAAGGUUUGUCUUAGCAAGAUCCGGUCUAACUCUUUGAAAGAUGCAGGUUCAAUUCUUUCCUUAAUGGGCGAAUUAGCCACAGCACAGAGUAAAUACCCGAGCAAUGGAAUUGCUAUUGAAUACGUUGGACUGUGAACUCUUGUUUAAGAAGCUGGGAUCGGAACUUCUUCUUUCGCUUGUUCACGACUCUCCGAUGAAGGCUUUCAGGCCUAACCGCAGCUAUUUCUAGAGGAAGGAAAGAAGGGCUCAGCCAGACCCGGUUCAAUUCGUUUUUUGCGGGAAUACCUGGGCUGUCUUAUGGCAGCGAAAAGAAAGGUUAUUACGAAUCGGCUCUUCCUUCUUAGAGAGAUUAGCACUAGGAGUUUCUCACCCUAGCCGGAAUUAGUGAAGAACAAGAAGAAGCUCUUGCCACUGUCGGCAUAACUGCUUUUGGUGGUAAGGACAUGGCUUAAGGAAGUUUUUUGUAAGGGCAUCGCCCGAAAGCAAAGCGCUUAGGAAGGACAGAUGAAUUGACUCGAUCAAAAACCAUAAAUGGGGCUAGUGCUUUCCCACCCACCGAAAUCAUUCCUGCUAGAAAUAGAUUAAGAGAAGACAGACGGUACCUUUCCUAAAGCCAUGGUUCGGCACCUUCUAUACAACUAGAAGCUAGAGAGCUUUAACCGAAAGGAGAACAAGCUGUUCACGGCUCGUGUCAUAGCUGUUCAAUCAAAAAGAGUCAGAAUGACCGAUUAGAGUACUGACAAGGAUACAUGAGGGCUGAUGGGCCCCAUUCUUUAUGCUGCUAACUCUCAGUUUGGUCCUACUUCUGGUUUAUUUUGUUACUAAAAAGGGAGGAGGAAACUCAGUACCAAAUGCUUGGCAAUCCGGUGGGGGUGAAGGGGAGGGUAAACCGAGGCAAAGUCGUUUAUGAUUGAAUCUCAGAGGCAUUCUUAUCAUUUGGUAGAUCCAAGUCCAUGGCCUAUUUCGGGUUCACUCGGAGCUUUGGCAACCACCGUUGGAGGUGUGAUGUACAUGCACUCAUUUCAAGGGGGUGCAACACUUCUCAGUUUGGGCCUCCUAUUUAUCCUAUAUACUAUGUUUGUAUGGUGGCGCGAUGUUCUACGUGAGUCCACGUUGGAAGGACAUCAUACCAAAGUCGUACAAUUAGGACUUCGAUAUGGUUUUAUUCUGUUCAUCGUAUCGGAGGUUAUGUUCUUUUUUGCUUUUUUUUGGGCUUUUUUUCAUUCUUCUUUGGCGCCUACGGUAGAGAUCGGAGGUAUUUGGCCCCCAAAAGGGAUUGGGGUUUUAGAUCCUUGGGAAAUCCCUUUUCUUAAUACCCUUAUUCUCCUUUCAUCCGGAGCUGCCGUAACUUGGGCUCAUCAUGCUAUACUCGCGGGGAAGGAAAAACGAGCAGUUUAUGCUUUAGCAGCUACCGUUUUACUGGCUCUAGUAUUCACUGGCUUUCAAGGAAUGGAAUAUUAUCAAGCACCCUUCACUAUUUCGGAUAGUAUUUAUGGUUCUACCUUUUUCUUAGCAACUGGCUUUCAUGGUUUUCAUGUGAUUAUAGGUACUCUUUUCUUGAUCAUAUGUGGUAUUCGCCAAUAUCUUGGUCAUCUGACCAAGGAGCAUCACGUUGGCUUUGAAGCAGCUGCAUGGUACUGGCAUUUUGUAGACGUGGUUUGGUUAUUCCUAUUUGUUUCUAUCUAUUGGUGGGGGGGUAUAUGAAGGAACGAAAGAGUGGAUUGAGGAAUGAAAGCUCGAAGACAAAGAGAAUCGGGCUUUUCCAAAGAAUUACUGCAGCUUUGCUGCUCCCUUUGAUUAUCAUAUACAAAAAAGUCUCUUCCACUUUCCUACCCAAUCUCUCUUUAUUCUGGCAUAUAAAUGAAGGGAUCGAAGAGAUUAUGGCAGAUUAUGUUCACCAAGAAAUGACCCGAAAUUGGAUCUUGGUCUAUUUGAGAUUGUUCCUUUUAAUCGUAAUCAAAGAUGUUUUCUUGUCUUUCGUUUCUUUUCUGAACAAAUCGAAGAACCUAAUGGAUUCAGA
Messenger RNA from Populus trichocarpa (black cottonwood), 6856 nucleotides. Its product is annotated as cytochrome c oxidase subunit 3. The coding region runs from base 5743 to 6540 and encodes 265 amino acids. Gene Ontology annotation, cellular component: mitochondrion; membrane. Gene Ontology annotation, molecular function: cytochrome-c oxidase activity. The transcript has a single exon. The record is from RefSeq and is a predicted model, not a curated record. Gene Ontology annotation, biological process: mitochondrial electron transport, cytochrome c to oxygen. NCBI's taxonomy places the organism in Eukaryota, Viridiplantae, Streptophyta, Magnoliopsida, Malpighiales, Salicaceae.